Menidia menidia (Atlantic silverside) is the source of this 747-nucleotide messenger RNA. The record is from the annotation of a GenBank genome assembly. Lineage: Eukaryota; Metazoa; Chordata; Actinopteri; Atheriniformes; Atherinopsidae.
AUGUCUGGAAAAGACAGGAUCGACGUAUUCCCCUCCAGAAUGGCUCAGACCAUCAUGAAGGCUCGGCUGAAAGGAGCACAGACCGGCCGUAACCUGCUGAAGAAGAAAUCCGAUGCCCUUUCCAUGCGGUUCCGUCAGAUCCUUCGCAAGAUCAUCGAAACGAAGACCAAGAUGGGGGAGGUGAUGAGAGAGGCGGCUUUUUCUUUGGCUGAAGCAAAGUUUGCAGCUGGAGACUUCAGCACAACUGUUAUCCAGAAUGUCAACAAAGCCCAGGUGAAGGUCAGAGCUAAGAAAGACAAUGUGGCAGGAGUCACCCUUCCAGUUUUUGAGCACUACCAAGAAGGAGGAGACAGUUAUGAGCUCACUGGUCUGGCUCGUGGAGGAGAGCAGCUCUCCAGGUUGAAGAGGAACUAUGCCAGAGCUGUCGAGCUGCUGGUGGAGUUGGCCUCCUUACAGACCUCUUUUGUCACUCUGGAUGAAGCCAUAAAGAUCACCAACCGGCGUGUGAAUGCCAUUGAGCACGUGAUCAUCCCUAGGAUCGAUCGCACUCUCACUUACAUCAUCACAGAGCUGGAUGAGAGAGAACGAGAGGAAUUCUACAGGCUGAAGAAGAUCCAAGAAAAGAAGAAGCAGAUCAGGGCAAGGACUGAACUGGAGAUCGCUGCCCGCCUGGCUGCGCUGGGUCCCAUCGCAGAGCCCUCCAACAUGCUGACCGAGGAGACGGACGAAGACCUGCUGUUUGAGUGA